AUGACCCCCUCCCCGGCUCCCUCCAGUCCCCUCUCAUCUGCCCCUCCCCCUCCUUCUGCGCCAGCAAAAGCCAGGGUAUCGUCCGGCGCGAAAUGGGCUACAAGCCCACCUACCUCCCAGGGCAUUGUGGCAGGAGGUGAGAAAGGGAAGGCGUCAACCUCACCUGGGAAUGGAACAAAGGAAGGGGAGGAGGAGAUUGAUGAGCUGGAUCCCUCUGAUGAAGAGAAGGAAAGCAUCAGGCAAGAGCUGGAGACGAGUACACCAAAGAAGAGGAAGAGAGGGAAAUUAGCGAAGGGGGAGAACACAGGGGUCAAGAAACUUCGAGUGUCAAGGGCUAAGAAGGAGGAAGAAUCUCCAAAUAUCAGGACGACAUCGACCAAGAUCGAAGAAGUCUCAGUUAUCGAACGAGCACCUACCCUCACUUCUCCCACGAGUCCGAGCAAGGAAGGCGAGGAAGAGCCCAAACCCCUCGAAGCGGCGCAGGACCUGUCAGGCGAAUCCCAGCCUUCCCAAGAGGUGCACGGUACCGCUACUUCUGUUCCCCCGCCUUCGUCGAUACCGAAGAGCCCCAUAAAAACAGAGGUUGAACCAUCGGUCUCUGGUGAAGAUACAGUGCCAACAGAGCCAGAGCCAGAGUCGACCGGACCUUUGUUGCUCAACAGUACGACUGCAACUGUCUCCGAAGUAGCAAGCGCUUCUGCCUAUGCUUCUGGCUCUAGCUCCACCUCUGCUCUUGUUCUCGAAACGACAUCUUCCUCCCUCUCAAUCUCCAAACCGAAAUACGUUCGACCAUUAGCGGCCCCCAUCGAUAUCCCUCCCGGCGUCCGUCCUCCACCCAGGAAGAACCCCGGGAGACCGAGUAAGAAGUAUCUGGAGGAACAUAGAGUGUGGCUCGAGGAGGUUGAAGAGGCCAGGGCGAGGCUGAGAGGUGAGGGGGUGGAGGGAGGGGCGCAGUUGAGCAAAGACGAGAAAGAGGGUCUAGAGGGAGAUGCCGGUCGGGUAGAAGAUCUUGGAAAAUCUACCAAAGGUUCAAUACCCAUACCGAUAGGCGAACAGCAGCCAGUGGUAACUGGAGUAGAGAAUCCACCAGCAGAAGAAGAGCCAAAGCUGGAGAAAGAGUCGAGCAACGCGGAGGAAGAAGAAAAGGAGCUGGAUAAGGAGGAGGCGUCGGAAGCUCUCAGCGAAGAAAAGGCGCUUUCCCAAACUGUGGACGCCAAGUCACCUACCAAACGUCGGAAAACGCUUCACGAAGAAAAACCUCAACAGUCGUCUCCUGUCCCUACCUCUGCUCCUGCCGAAACUCCUACAUCUCCCCGCGAUUAUGCUCCCCCUCCCCCGCCCGACCUGCCUGCAGGCAUACCCCCUCCUCCCAAGAAGCUCAACCCCGGCCGGCCUACCAACAAGUAUUUGGAAGAAUACGCGGCGUGGUGGGAGUUGGUGGAGAAGGAGAAGGAGAGAUUGGCCGAAGGGGAGAAACAGACGAGCGAGGAAGAUAAGGACAUGGCUGAGAAGGGAACGAGCCCAGAGAAAGCGCCGGUGCUGGGUUCUCAGGCGUCUAAUUCUUCUGUCCGGGGACAGACGAGUGCUCGAGGCCGCGGCAGGGGACGAGGUCGAGGAAGGGCUUCCCUUGUCGUCCAAACCUCCCGUCCGACAGAAAUCUUGCAGCCUGACUCCUCGGAUGCUGCUGCCGCUGUCGCCAUUGCUACCCCAACCUCAACAUCAACAUCUCGACCGUCCGAGUUUGUCAUGGGAGAGCCGCCCUCGAGUGGGCAUUCCGAGUCUUGGACACCUCGCGGUAGAUUGAAGGUGAGAGGGCGGGCGAAAGGGACGGUUCGUACUGGGCGGGUGUCGGAAGGUGGACGUACCCCUACACACAACGGGGCGCUCAGUUCUCCUUUGCAAAAUGGUUACGGGUCACCAGCAGGAGAGGGGUCGCCUGGUGCGGACAAUCAGGGUGAAGUGUUGAAAAGUGGUUCAUCUCAUGUUUCGGAAUUCAACAAGUCUGCUCCUUCCAUGCGCCUGAGUUCAGAGCCGAACGAGGUUUCCUCGCAGCCCCACCCCGCGCCACAACGACAGUCCCCAGAACCCCAAACGCAUAUCAAUUUACCCUCUCCAACCCCAAACCCUCCCAGGCAAACCGACAUCAUGAUACCGCCUGUCCGCCCCAACCCUCCGUUGCCUAAAGAAGGCCAUCUCGCCUCUUUCCUCGUGCUCAACCCGUUCCACUUUCUUACGCCGUCAGACGAGAGACAGCUGCCUUUACCGCCAGUCCCUGCGGGGGGAUUCAGCUUUAGGGAGAAGCAGGGAAAAACGAUACAGAGGUUUCUGGCGCCGAGAAAGGUGGUGUUGGAUAUCACCACACCGGGGACGAGGAUAGGCACCAUACCUAGUGCGGAAGAGUAUUACAAGUCUUCUUUGGAGUACCGAGGGGACAGAAAGGGGAAAGCACGCGCGCCGUCGAACUGGACUGAGGACGAAGGCCAACGAAACGGCGGUGGGGAAUCAGAAGCAGACGAAGCGGAGAGGCUGGAUGAGAAUGGAAGGAAAGUGCAUAUGCUCUACCGGGUAUUGGUGGUAAACAAGGAUGAGGAGGAGGAAGCAAUGGAGAGUGAUGAUGGGUACGCAGAGGAGGAAUGA
Cryptococcus wingfieldii CBS 7118 is the source of this 2637-nucleotide messenger RNA. RefSeq lists its product as hypothetical. The transcript has 2 exons. The record is from RefSeq and is a predicted model, not a curated record. NCBI's taxonomy places the organism in Eukaryota, Fungi, Basidiomycota, Tremellomycetes, Tremellales, Cryptococcaceae. The coding region runs from base 1 to 2637 and encodes 878 amino acids.